Felis catus (domestic cat) is the source of this 1579-nucleotide messenger RNA. RefSeq names its product KiSS-1 metastasis suppressor (gene KISS1). Gene Ontology annotation, molecular function: kisspeptin receptor binding. The transcript is spliced from 3 exons. The record is from RefSeq and is a predicted model, not a curated record. Gene Ontology annotation, cellular component: neuron projection. NCBI's taxonomy places the organism in Eukaryota, Metazoa, Chordata, Mammalia, Carnivora, Felidae. Bases 1130 to 1579 code for a protein of 149 amino acids. Gene Ontology annotation, biological process: G protein-coupled receptor signaling pathway; positive regulation of cytosolic calcium ion concentration.
AUGGCCCUAAUGAGUGAGAUAAUAUGUCUGUAGACCCCUGUUAGCAGUAGGCAUUAGACCAGUGAUGGGUAUCAGCCUGCGUGCUGGUGGGAAAUGCUACUCAACCAUUAAUUAGGCGGCUGCCUGCAUGGCACGCCCUCCAGGUAGCACCUGGGCUCAGAGAGCUUCUCGUCUGAGGGCGGAGACAUAGCCCCUGCCUUCAGAGAGCCCAAGCCUGAUAGAGGGAAUGUUCUGUCCUGGAGAGCCCCUCGGCCAAGGGUAAAGAGCAUUCUUGCAGGCCCAGGAUGGAGACCAGAGUCCCUUGCAAUGCAUACAUCUAGUAAAUACAUAGAUGCAUUUGCAUACAUAGAUGUAGAUGUAAAUGCAUCUACACAGAUGUAAAUGCAUACAUCUAGUAAAUAUUGAGGGCCCCCUGUGUCUACACCGAGCACUGGAGUAGAUGCUCAGGGUGCAAAGGGGAGCCCUGUCGCUGCCUCCAAACACCGCGAUUACAAAGUCAUGGGAUGAUGAGGUGUGGAGGGGAGCCCACGAUCAGCAUCUUCAGAUGCUGUACUUGAAAUCGCCCGUCUAGAUUCCCUUGGCACUUCCCAGGUAUGCUCACCUUCUAGAUUUUCUCUCUUCCGCCCCCUUUCUCCUGCUCCUUCACACUGGGUGUGCUUGUACUUCCUGUCUAGAGGGCAGGGUCCCCCCCUCCCCCUCACAUAGUCCAUUUCCAUGUCAUUUGGGGCAUAAUGGGUCUCCAGCUGAGUGGGUCUGGGGUGUAGGGGGUGAGGAGGAUGGAAGGAAGAGUGGGAAUCAGAAAGCCAGCCUUGGAGGGCUUCUGGAGGGGGACAAAGAGGCUGCUUUCAGUGCUGAGAGCCAGGCAGUGGGAGACAGCAAACGCUGUGCUCUCUGAGGGGUCUGAGGGCGGGGAGGAGGCAGAGGUGGGCCUAUGCCUGGAGACGAGACGUCACCCCAGGCUUUAUAAAAGCGACGCGAUCAGGGCACUGAUGAGGGUGAGCCCUGGAGCCCAGCUCCCCUCUCUGUGCGUGUUCAUCAACCCAAGAAGCACCUGGAGACCCACGGAGCUGCUACCCGGCCGGACAGAGCCAAGCCUCAGGGCACUGUCAGGUCCUGUCUUCUCACCAGGAUGAACUCGCUGGUUUCUUGGCAGCUGAUGCUUUUCCUCUGUGCCACCUCCUUCAGGGAGACAUUUGAAAAGGUGGCACCCAUGGAGAAUCCUCUAUCUACAGGCCAGCGGCUCGGAUCCCAGGCCCUCCUGGCCCCGUGGGAGCAGAGCCCGCGAUGCGCGGAGAGAAAGCCCGCCGGGGCCCAGCCCAACGCGCGGGGGGCCUCGCUGUGCCCUCCUCCCGAGAGUGCCGCGGGGCCCCAGCGGCCAGGCCUGUGCGCCCCCCGCAGCCGCCUGAUCCCCGCCCCGCGGGGCGCGGUGCUGGUUCAGCGGGAGAAGGACCUGUCCGCCUACAACUGGAACUCCUUCGGCCUGCGCUACGGGAAGCGGCAGACCGCCCCUCCCGGAAGCGUCCGCGGGGGGCGCUGCGCUUGGCUGAGCGCCAGGUGCGGGAUGGGGGCGGGGGCAUGA